GCUUAUUUCAGAAAAGCCACCAGGAAGUUACUGGGUUGAGGUUUCUGUUGUAGAAGUGUAUAAUAAUGAAAUUUUUGAUCUUCUGGCCAAAGACAGUUGUGGAAAAGUAUUUGGCGUCAAACGUGAUGUCGUCACAACCAGAGAAGGAAAGAGCGAUGUUCCAUUGCUUACACACGAGACUGUUGAAAAUGCAUCUGAAUUUUUGCAUCUAGUCAACAAAGGCCUACAGCUGAGAAUCAGGCACCCAACACUGGUGCACGCUCAUUCCUCUCGUUCUCAUCUGGUAGUUACAUUGACCAUAACCACAAUUGUCUCUGGAGAUAACUUUGGUACUUCAUGGGAAGAUGAGCAAACCAGUCAGAGACUAAAUAAAGAGGUUUCCUGCACCUUUCCACAAAAAAUGAGAGACAAUAAAUCCACCUCUUCCUCCAGAGCCUCUUCACCAGCUCAACUUGAAGUCACUGAGAAACUGAAGCAAGUCAAAACUAGAUUGCAGCUGGUGGAUCUGGCUGGCAGCGAGUGUGUCGGUAUGUCUGGAGUGACAGGUGCAGCCCUGAGAGAGACAUCAUUUAUUAACCGCAGCUUGUCUGCCCUAGCAGACGUUCUUGGAGCAAUAGCAGAACAGCGAUCUCAUGUACCAUAUCGGAACAGCAAACUUACACAUCUGCUUCAGGACUCCGUAGGAGGUGAUGCUAAACUGUUGGUGAUGCUGUGCAUCUCUCCUGACCAGAAGUACUUAACAGAAUCAAUGCAGUCUCUGGGAUUUGGAACUCGUGCUCGGCAAGUUCAGAGAGGACAAGUCAAGAAAAAAAAUUUCCCAGUGCAGGGUAAAGCAAAAUAA
Pelecanus crispus (Dalmatian pelican) is the source of this 841-nucleotide messenger RNA. NCBI's taxonomy places the organism in Eukaryota, Metazoa, Chordata, Aves, Pelecaniformes, Pelecanidae. The record is from RefSeq and is a predicted model, not a curated record.